Molecule: messenger RNA, 1482 nt
Organism: Puntigrus tetrazona (Sumatra barb)
Lineage: Eukaryota; Metazoa; Chordata; Actinopteri; Cypriniformes; Cyprinidae
Product: gastrula zinc finger protein XlCGF49.1-like
Exons: 3
Coding region: 270-1079 (269 amino acids)
Source: RefSeq, a predicted model, not a curated record
ACGCCUUUAAAUCGAUACACCGUACUUUAUAGCUUCACACGCAAGUAAAGUUAAUUAACUGUUACUGAAUGUGAAUCGUAAUCGUUUUCCGACGUUCUGAACGCCACUGUUUGAGUGAAGAGCACGUUAUUUUGUUCCCUAUUUAUUGGAUCACAUCGUAAACACUGAUUCGUUCAGUGGAUCGAUUUUAAACUCAACCGAUUCACAAAUGAUUCAGACACAGUGUUUGAACACACAGGGAAAACUCUUGAAGGCAAACAAUUGCAGAGAUGGAGUUUAUUAAAGAGGAGAGUGAAGACGUGAAGAUCGAAGAAGCGUUCAGCGUCAAACAAGAGGAUACCGAGGAACCAACAACUAUACCAUUUAUUAAAGAGGAGAGUGAAGACGUGAAGAUCGAAGAAACACAAGUCAAACAUGAAGAUACAGACGAACAAACAAAUAUAUCCUUUGUUAAAGAAGAGAGUGAAGGCGUGAAGAUUGAAGAAACGUUUAGAGUCAAACAUGAAGAUACUGAAGAACAAAUAGGCCAGAUGCCAGGGAAAGAGGAGAGCCGAGAACUUACUGGAAUGGAAAGCGAAGAAGGCCUCGAAAAGCACGGAGACAAGCCUUAUACCUGCGAAGAGUGCGGAAAGACUUUCGGUCAGAAAAGAAUCCUGACUCAGCACUCGAGAGUUCAUAGCGGAGAGAAGCCUUUCGCCUGCCAGCAAUGCGGAAAGAGUUUCGCCUCGAAAGGAAAUCUUGUAGCCCACAUGAAGAUCCACAGCGGGGAGAGGCCUUACGCCUGCCCCGAGUGCGGAAAACGCUUCCUGAGCAACUCCAACCUCAAGAAGCACGGCAGGAGCCACACGAGAGAAAAGCCGUACACCUGCGAGCUCUGCGGCAAUGGCUUCACCGAAAACGGAAGUCUUAAGAAGCACGUGAUGAGAAUCCACGCCGAGAAGCGGUCCUUCGCCUGUCCUCAGUGCGGAACGGCCUUCGCAAGCAAAGUAUGCUUCAAUACCCACAUGAAGACUCACUUGAGAUCGCGGUUUUAUAUGUCUUUGGCGUGGAAGGAGUUUCUCGGGCAGGAAAAAUCGUAACGUCACGUUAAAGGAAGCCUUUCGGAUAGCGCUUUGGAUCGAAAACAACUGAAGGAGACAAAAAGCAACAGUUCACCCAAAACGGAGAGCUUGAUCUGGUAUAGUCUAGCUUUUGUACAAAGUCAACAUUUCCUUUACUUUUUCUCUCUAGUUCUUGCAUGUUUAGUUCUUUUCUUCGAGAAAGCUGACAAAUGUGUAAGUAGGAGAGGAUUGAGAUAUCACCGAGAUAUUAAAGUCUGCUCGCAGAAUAGAGAAAGAAGGUAUUGAUCAGCGUUUAAUUAAUAGGUUUAAGUUGAUUUAACCCUCAUUCUUCAGGACAAAUGUAAAAAUGUACAAAAAUGGCCUUUAAAAAAUAAAUAAAUCUCUUGCAAAUGUGUAGGACUCAAUAAAUCCUAAACGGUAA